UCUCUGUUAGGACGUGAAGACAAGCCAGUGUCCUUGGUGUGCACGCAGAAGUCCUCCUGGAGUUCUCACCCAGACCUUCUGAAGAUGGAGCGGUCUACCCAGGAGCUGUUUAUCAACUUCACAGUUGUCCUGAUCACUGUGCUCCUUAUGUGGCUCCUCGUGAGGUCCUACCAAUACUGAGGGGCCAUGCCACACUCCCGGGAGUGACUGCUGUGUGCCCUGAGCUUCCAUUGCUCUGUUGACGUGGGAUGCUGCUCUUGGCUCCUCCAGCACCUCUGAUUCACACUCACAAUGCCUGUCACACCGCUGCACUAGGUCCUUGGAGGGUUUUUAUAAAGAUGCUGCUCUUGUAGGCUGUCCAAAGCUUGCCAGCCAGUGAGCCUUAGGUUUGUUCCCUAGCAAAUGUACUAUUCAAGCCACCAGGUUAAAAUUAAACUGGAUUUUUAUGAUGCCGAGUAACAACAAGCCACUGGUUUAUGUCUACACACAUCCCCCAACUUGCUGUCUGCCAUCAGACCCAUCCAACCCUUCAGAAGAAAUGUAGGAGGAUGUCUUUGCCAGUCCCUUGAGUUCCAUGUGAAUAAAAUUAAGCCACUCAUAAAAA
This is a messenger RNA of Rattus rattus (black rat), 604 nucleotides long. RefSeq names its product sarcolipin (gene Sln). NCBI's taxonomy places the organism in Eukaryota, Metazoa, Chordata, Mammalia, Rodentia, Muridae. Gene Ontology annotation, molecular function: enzyme regulator activity. The record is from RefSeq and is a predicted model, not a curated record. The transcript has a single exon. Gene Ontology annotation, cellular component: membrane. The coding region runs from base 85 to 180 and encodes 31 amino acids.